Molecule: messenger RNA, 615 nt
Organism: Amphimedon queenslandica
Lineage: Eukaryota; Metazoa; Porifera; Demospongiae; Haplosclerida; Niphatidae
Exons: 2
Coding region: 1-615 (204 amino acids)
Source: RefSeq, a predicted model, not a curated record
AUGACUGGAGAGCACUUUGAGGAGUGGUUUAGAGAUAGUCUGCUCCCAAAUGUUCCUCCUAAUAGUCUGAUUGUUAUGAAUAAUGCCUCAUAUCAUUCAAGGAUUGAGGAAGAGAUUCCUAAGAAAAGUUGGACUAAGUGCAAGAUGAUUGUGUGGCUAGUGUAUUAUGGUAAAGAGUUUUUUGAUGAUGAUUGCACUAAGUCCCAACUUUUGGCAUUCGUACAAGACGCAGCCAAAAGGAUGGGCCUCACGACCACUAAGUACAUUGUAGAUGAAAUGGCUCUUAAGGCUGGACAUGAGGCACAGGUAAAGGGCCAUAUAAAGGCAAACACCUCCAAGUUGACGCUUGAUGAAGUUAAAAGUCUUGCGGAAGCGGGUUUUGAGGUGGUAAAUAAAGAGCGAUGGGCUGACUUGGUUAAACAUGUGAGGGAUAAAGUGGAGGACCGCUACUGGCAGAAUGAUAAUCUCAAUAUUGAUGAAUGUUUUCGUGUACCUGAUUUUGUCAUUCAUGUCCAUGGUGAGUCAGAUGAUGCCCUUAGCGAGACAGAUGCUGCCUCAGGCCCUGACUCACUUGAUGAUUGUGUGGCUGCUAUUGACAGUGAUGAGGACAUUUGA